AUGCCUCCUUACAAUCCAAACAGGCUUAAGGUUCAAUUAAAACUGGCUGUUACUCGACUUAAACAUAUGCAACAAAAGAAAAAUUCGAUCAAUAAACAGCAACGUAGAGAAAUUGCUACUCUAUUAGAAACUUCAAAGUUAGAAAGUGCUAAAAUACGGGUUGAGGGAAUCAUUCGAGAAGAUUAUCAUAUUGAAGCAAUGGAAAUUCUUGAGCUUUAUUGCGAACUUCUUAUGGCACGUUUUGGACUUAUUGAACAAAUGAAGCAAUGUGAUCCAUCAAUAAUUGAAGCAGUAAACACAUUGAUUUACGCUGCACCUAGAUCAGAAAUAAAAGAAUUGGGACAAAUACGUGACCAACUAUGUGGGAAAUAUGGAAAAGAAUUUGCGAUGAACGCGAGUGAAAAUAAAAGUAAUUGUGUUAGUGAAAGGGUUAUACAAAAACUUUCGUUCAAUACACCCGAUUCAUUUUUGGUAAAUCGAUAUCUCGAGGAAAUUGCUAAAACGUAUAAUGUAGAUUGGAAAGCGGAAAUAGCAGAUAUAGAUGGUUUGCUUUCGAUGGAUGCGUUGAUGGAUUCACAAGCACUUACAAAUAAAAACGGAAAAUCAGAACCGACGUAUACUGCAUUACCAAAUAUGGAUUUAUUGAUGUCGUUAAAUAAUGAUACUCAAGAUAAAAAUAAUCAGUCGGCAUCAACAUCAACUUCAAAUCCUUCAGAUCAUCUCCUUCCGGAUGGCCCAAAUACAAAAAAUAAAUUAGGAGUUGCUCCGUCUCCUAUUUUACAUCCCCGACAGCAAAAACUAAUGGUUUACCAGAUGAUGAUGAAUUGGCAAAAAGGUUUGAAGCUUUGA
Messenger RNA from Funneliformis geosporum, 849 nucleotides. The record is from the annotation of a GenBank genome assembly. Lineage: Eukaryota; Fungi; Glomeromycota; Glomeromycetes; Glomerales; Glomeraceae.